CUUUUACGGCGCGUAGGCUUUUUAUUCGUUUCACGUAAAUGUAAAAAAAUAAAACGAUGAUCCAUCACAGUGUACUUCGCCUAUGCAAAAACUUCAAACUUCCCUCGGUUUCACGACGAACUUUCAGCUACAAAGUUAUAAAGAGACCUGAUCCAAAAACAUUAAAAAUGCCCUCUCCAGGCACAGCUCCAAAGCUGUUGGAGAUAAUAAAAGAAAAAAUUAGAUUAAACGGACCUAUAACAGUAGCUGAAUAUAUGCACAUUGUAGCCACUAACCCUACCGAAGGUUAUUACAUGAAAAAGGAUGUAAUAGGCGAAGCAGGGGACUUCAUAACCUCUCCCGAAAUUAGCCAGUUAUUUGGCGAAAUUGUUGCGAUAUGGUUUUACGCAGAGACCCAGAAAAUGGGCCCUGGAAAACCUUUAAACAUUGUUGAACUUGGUCCAGGCAAAGGAACAUUAAUGAUAGAUUUCCUCAGGGUUUUGAAUCGACUUGGUUAUGAUUCUACAGAUCUAAGUAUUCAUUUAGUUGAAAUCUCAUCAACUAUGCAGAGUAUUCAAGCUAGUAGACUCUGUAUUUCACAUAGGGCUAUGGAUCUUGACUCUCCACACAACUAUGAGGGAGAAACAGUCAGUGGCACAAAGGUGUAUUGGUAUAAUGAUCUGAAAAAAGUUCCUUCUCAUUUCUCAUGGUAUAUUGCACAUGAAUUUUUUGAUGUCCUCCCAAUUCAUAAAUUUCAGAAAGAGGAAGAUGGAUGGCGUGAAUUGCUCAUAGAUAUAGAUAAAAAUGAAAAACUUUACUAUAGAAUAUCUGCUAAUGAAACACAGUCAGUAAAGAUGUUACUAAGGCCUCCUUUAGACUCUGGUGACAGAACUGCAAUUGAAAUUAGCCCUAGAGGUCUAGGCUUAGCCAGGCAGCUUGCUGAAAGAGUGGACCAGUAUGGUGGGAUCGCACUGAUAGCAGAUUAUGGUCAUGAAGGUGAGAAAGGAGAUACAUUUAGGGCUUUUCACAAACACAAUGUGGUUGACCCAUUACAAAAUCCUGGGGAAAGUGAUCUAACUGCCGAUGUAGACUAUGCACAACUGAGGAUUGCAGGUUCAAGUACUCCUAGUCAUGAGAACUUUGCUAUUGUAGUAGGCCCUGUCACACAGAAAGACUUUUUAGAAAGGUCACAGGCAGAAGUCCGAUUAAAAGUGCUAAUAGACCAUGCUAAAACAGAGGAAGAAAAGCAGAAAAUAUUAAGGUCAUAUCAAAUGCUUGUAGAUCCUAAGAAAAUGGGCGAAAGGUUCAAAUUCAUGGCAUUUUAUCCAUCAACUAUGGCAGAAACACUAAAUAAAUAUCCUCCAUUAGGCUUUUGCAAAUCAUAGUUACAACAGCU
This is a messenger RNA of Chilo suppressalis (striped riceborer), 1375 nucleotides long. The record is from the annotation of a GenBank genome assembly. NCBI's taxonomy places the organism in Eukaryota, Metazoa, Arthropoda, Insecta, Lepidoptera, Crambidae.